GCCCUGCCCCCCGCAUCUCAUUUGCAUACAUUAGGGCCGCGGGAGCCGGGCGCAGGUGGGCAGCGGCGGCUCGGGGCGCACGAUGCCGGCGGGGCUCGGGCUCGUCCUCGUCCUCCCCGCACUCGUCCUCGUCCUGCUCCGCGCUGCGGGGCCAGGGCUGGCACAGGAGGUGCAAGCUGAGAACGUGACGGUGGCAGAAGGCGGCGUGGCCGAGAUCAACUGCCGCCUGCACCAGUACGACGGCUCCAUUGUGGUCAUCCAGAACCCCUCGCGCCAGACCCUCUUCUUCAACGGCACUCGCGCACUGAAGGAUGAGCGGUUCCAGCUGGUGGAGUUCACGCAGCGCCAGGUGCGGAUCCAGCUCUCGGAUGUGCGGCUGGAGGACGAGGGCGGCUACUUCUGCCAACUCUACACCGAGGACACCCACCACCAGAUCGCCACCCUCACUGUGCUUGUGCCCCCCGACAACCCCAUCGUGGAAGUGAAGGAGCAGGCAGUGGAGGGCGGCGAGGUGGAGCUGACCUGCAUCGUGCCUCGGUCCCGCCCGCCCGCCUCUCUGCGCUGGUCCCGUGACCGGCGGGAGCUGAAAGGUGUGAGCAGCCAGGAGCAGCUGGGGAAGGUGUUUGCGGUGCGCAAUGCGGUGCGGUUCCAUGUAGAGCGCAAGGACCACGGCGCCAUCGUCACCUGUGAGGCCACCAAUACAGCGCUGCGCGGCCAGCGCAAGCAGACCCAGUACCAGCUUGAUGUGCAGUACUCCCCUGUGGCACGGAUCCACCCCUCGCAGGGCAUCCACCGGGAGGGAGACACCUUGGUCUUGACUUGCGCUGUCAAUGGCAACCCACACCCCACGAAGAUCCAGUGGAGCCGGGCCAACGACUCGCUGCCGGAGCGGGCUCGUGUCGAGAGCGAGGUGCUCACCAUCCCAGCGCUCAGCCUGCUGGACAACGGCACCUACGCCUGCCAGGCCGCCAACAAGCACGGGCGUGCCUCCGACCAGUACGUCCUCGUCGUCUACGACCCGGGAGCCAUCGUGGAGGCGCAGACCUCCGUGCCCUACGCCAUCGUGGGUGGGAUCCUGGCCCUGCUAGUCUUCCUCGUCAUCUGCGUUCUCAUCGUCAUGGUGUGGUGCUCCAUCCGGCAGAAGGGCUCCUACUUGACGCAUGAGGCGAGCGGGCUGGACGAGCAUGGCGAGGCGCGCGAGGCCUUCCUCAAUGGCGGCGAUGGCCACAAGCGCAAGGAGGAGUUCUUCAUCUGAGUGGGGUGGGGGGCGGGGCCAGGCUGGGAACCCCGCCCCUCCUGCCAGGCCCCGCCCAGGGAAGCUGAGCCUCUUCCAACCAGUUGUAGGGGGGAGGCACGGCCCCUAACAGGAUGGCUCUGUCCCCUGGGCAGAGGCCCCGCCUCCUCCCAUAGGCCCCACCCCUGGGCUGAGGCCCUGCCUCUUUCUACAAGCCACGCCCCUCUGCCCCCUUUAGUCCUGCCUAGUGCGCCCCCCCCCAACGUCACAGGGGCUGUCAUUGCCUGUCUGGAAGCUGCGGGGGGUCUCAUCGCGGUCUUGGAGGGGGUGGAGCUGCGGGGGGGCAUCCCUUCCUCUUGUAAAUAGGUUCAAGGUUGCCAGCUGGGCAGGGGUGGGAGCCUGGAUGCCUGGGUUCCUUCCCCAGCUCUGGGCAGGCAGUGGGGCCCGCCCGGACGCCUGGGUGCCGUCUGUCCCGGGCCGUAAAAUGCAGGUUGGACUCUUUUCUUCAAAGCCAUGAGGGUGGGGGGGCGGGGGGUGUCUGUGGGUCUGUGUCAGUCUGUCCUCGUCAUGUGACGUCCGUUCCAAGCACAAGAGCUGCGAGACGGGGCUGGGGGGGGCAGUGGGGGCGGGGGCCCAGGUCCACCCCUCCCUGCCCCUGGGUCGGCCCACACCCAUCCCAGAGCAAGCUGCAGCUUGGGGGCCCUGUGAUGCACACCCCAGAGCCAGCCGCAUCCGAGGCCUGUAAUACCAGCUCCGACACCCAUCCCAAGGCCGGUGAUACUAGCUGCAACACCCCCCCCAGAGCCAGCUGCCCCCCAGGCCUGUGAUACCAGCCCUGGUGCCCAUCCCAGAACAAGCUGCACCCCAGGCCUGUGAUACCAGCCCCUGUGCACAGCCCAGGUGCAGCUGCAUCCCAGGCCUGUGCUGUCCACCCCAGAGCCAGUCACAUCUCGGAGCCAGGCCAGUGCUUCAGCACUUGGGGAAAUUAAACCUGUGUUCCCCCCCCCCAAAUCUCCCACUUCCAUAUGGAACAAAUCCCACACACACGCCUAGCCUGCCCCACCCCCGUCUCCAGAUUCUUCUUUUCUAUUGUCCAUGUCGCGAAAGGGGAGAUGCCGCUAAAGGAAAUGGGAAAUAUAAUAAUUAAUAUAUAGGGGGGGGGCAGGGCUCCCGGGGCCCCUGCUAUGGCCCCCCCGCAGCGAGAGUUAAUAUAUAUGUAAAUAUGUCGCCUUUUAACCACGUUUGAUACUUCAAUAAAUUCCCCUGGAUUAAUUCUUUUAACACCA
Alligator mississippiensis (American alligator) is the source of this 2520-nucleotide messenger RNA. RefSeq names its product cell adhesion molecule 4 (gene CADM4). Lineage: Eukaryota; Metazoa; Chordata; Crocodylia; Alligatoridae. The transcript is spliced from 9 exons. Gene Ontology annotation, cellular component: cell-cell contact zone. Gene Ontology annotation, molecular function: vascular endothelial growth factor receptor 2 binding. Gene Ontology annotation, biological process: regulation of wound healing; regulation of Rac protein signal transduction; negative regulation of peptidyl-tyrosine phosphorylation. The record is from RefSeq and is a predicted model, not a curated record. The coding region runs from base 83 to 1255 and encodes 390 amino acids.